Fundulus heteroclitus (mummichog) is the source of this 1487-nucleotide messenger RNA. RefSeq names its product HAUS augmin-like complex, subunit 7 (gene haus7). Gene Ontology annotation, biological process: centrosome cycle; spindle assembly. The record is from RefSeq and is a predicted model, not a curated record. The coding region runs from base 31 to 1023 and encodes 330 amino acids. The transcript is spliced from 9 exons. Gene Ontology annotation, cellular component: HAUS complex. Gene Ontology annotation, molecular function: microtubule minus-end binding. Lineage: Eukaryota; Metazoa; Chordata; Actinopteri; Cyprinodontiformes; Fundulidae.
AGAAGAAGUAGAAGACGCUUCGCAGCGGAAAUGGCGGGUGUUUUGACAGAAAACCGGGCUGCUCACCGUGUUUAUGAGUCUCUGCAGGCUCUGUCCUGUCCCUUGGUGCAAGAUCUGUACCUGCAGGAAGACGAGAGCAUGCUGGAGCUGCUGUGCCGCCCCUCAGUGCUCCGCACCGACAUCCUGGCAUGGAUCUGCUGCAGAAUCAACCCAAAAUUUGGAACAUCUAAAGGAAUGCCAGAGGAAUCCAAAGAUCCCGACGGUUUAGAGAAAAAAAUGGCUGUGAUUGGCCAGGAGCUGAUGCUGUGCAAGGCGGACGACCUGGAUCUAAUCAAGGGUACAGCCAGUCCUCAGCGACAGCUUCAGUUCCUGCAGCAACUUCUUUCCUUUGUUCCCGGUGUUAAGACGUCUGCUGGUAGCAGCACCGAUGCAGAGGUGCUUCUAAGUCAGAUUUUUGCUGCGGAGAACACGCCUCACCUCAGACAAAUGCUGCAGCCAGCGCUGGACCCCUGGCCGCCACACAUCGAAGCUUUGCAUGAAGGCCACGAUUCUGCUCAUAAGCCAGGAGAAGAGCUUCCAGAUGUGUCCGACCUUCUGCAGUCCAGGCAGACAGAACUGGAACAGCUGCAGUCCAAGUGCGACUUCCUGGACAGCGACGAGCAGAAUGGGAGCGCCUUCUCGCCGAGCUCGCUGCGGUUAGCAGCAGGCGACCUCCAGCAGCAGAUGAUGACCUUCAGCCAUCUCUAUGAGACGGACCUGAGGCUGUACUGCAGCAGAGACCCGCCCAGCUUCAGCGCAGACGCGGCCGUCUUCCAGAGAGUACACCAGAAGCUGCUGGCCUGCAACACGGAGCUGGAAAUGCAGAGGGAAAUAAGCGAGGCCUCCGGGUCUGUGAGCGAGGACGUGAAACGUCUACAAACGCAGCCUCGCUACUGGAGCAGAGGGGAGAAGCACACGCUAACGGAUCAGCUGGAGGAAAUCAGCCAGCGACUGGGGAGCAUCGUCUCACAGCUUCACACCUGACUGAUCUUCAGUUCUAAGAUGAAGCUGCCUGCUGAACAACGCUGCAGGUUCUGGAAACCCUGAUCGAUAGCAGCCGCUCACUCUUCUACCAUAAGACAGCUGCAGAUUUCUAAAGUUAGACAUCGUAAUGCUACAAAGCAUAAAUGAUCCUGUAUCAUCACUGUCAGCUCAGCUUCCAGGUCUCACAGCUUUACAAACACCCUGAGGCACCCAUAAGUCUUAUAUGCUCCCUCCAUGAAGGCCAAACGCUCCUGCAACCCUAUAAUGACAAUUUCAUUUCUUUUACAAACUGUAAUCCAAAUGUUAUAGUUGAAAAGUUGGCAGAGUUUCACACUGAAGACGUCCUCCUCCUGCUGCUCUGUCACGUUUUCAGCUGAUAACUCUCUAGGAGUCAGAUGAUCGCUGACAAAGAUGAGUGUUUAGCAUUUUAUCUGGAGAUGAAGACCGGUGGUGGUGGUGGGGGG